Molecule: messenger RNA, 1227 nt
Organism: Malurus melanocephalus (red-backed fairy wren)
Lineage: Eukaryota; Metazoa; Chordata; Aves; Passeriformes; Maluridae
Gene: REEP4
Product: receptor accessory protein 4
Exons: 7
Coding region: 49-963 (304 amino acids)
Biological process (GO): endoplasmic reticulum tubular network organization
Cellular component (GO): cytoplasmic microtubule; endoplasmic reticulum membrane; endoplasmic reticulum tubular network
Molecular function (GO): microtubule binding
Source: RefSeq, a predicted model, not a curated record
CCACGCCCCGACAGGUCUGGCCGGUCCCGUGGCCGUGACACCGCGCUCAUGGCUGAUCCUYCCCGCGGGUUCCCGGACCCUUUUCCCGUCCCCUCCGGGCUCGGGAUGGUGCUGGAGGGGCUCCAGGCCAAGCUCCGGCGUUGGGGCCGGCAGUUGUGCUGGUCGCUGUUCCUGUUGGUGUACGCGGCAUGGCCGGGCUGUCUCACCCCAUCUCUGCCCUACAGGCUGCUCUUCGGGAUGCUCUACCCGGCCUACGCGUCCUACAAGGCAGUCAAGGCGAAAAACAUYCGGGAAUACGUCCGAUGGAUGAUGUACUGGAUCGUCUUCGCCCUCUUCAUGGCCACMGAGACCUUCACCGACCUCCUCAUCUCCUGGUUCCCCUUCUACUACGAGGUGAAGAUGGCUUUUGUCAUCUGGCUGCUGUCCCCGUACACGCGUGGGGCCAGCCUGCUCUACCGCCGCUUCGUGCACCCCACGCUGAGCCGCAAGGAGAAGGACAUCGAUGCCUUCCUCAUCCGGGCCCGGGAGCGCGGCUACCAGACCGUGCUGCGCUUCGGCAAGCGGGGCCUCAACCUGGCGGCCACCGCCGCGGUCCAGGCGGCCACCAAGAGCCAGGGCGCGCUGGCCGGGCGGCUCCGCAGUUUCAGCAUGCAGGACCUGCGCUCCCUGCCCGAGCAGRACCCCGUGCACUUCCAGGACCCGCUGUACCUGGAGGAGCAGGAGAGCCUCCGCCAGCCCCUGGCCUACGGCAGCGGCCGGCGCUACGAGAGCGACACGGAGGAUGAGGAGAUGUGGUCGGACUCGCAGGUGUCCCCUCCCUCGUCCCCACGCCGCCAUCCCAAACCCCUGUCCCGCAGCCAGAGCCUGCGAUCCCUGAGGAAAAACCCGGCAAAAGAGGGCUCUUCCCGGCUCCUGCGCAGCCGGAUUAGGAGGAAAGCAGCUCAGGAGGAGCAGGACGACUGAAAAUCCUGGGAAACUUCUGCCAGGAGGCUUCGGAGGAGUUUGCUGCUGCAGUGUCAGGAGGGAGCCGAGACUUCUGCAUCCCCCGGGGUGGCUCCUGCAUCCCUUGGGAUCCUCCUGCAUCUCCCGGGGGUGGUUCCUGCAUCUCCCCGGGCGUUUCUGAAUCCCUCGGGAUCCUCCUGCAUCCCCCGAGGGUGGUUCCUGCAUCCUUUGGGGCGGUUCCUGCAUCCCCUGGGGAGGCUCCUGCAUCCCUUGGGAUCCUCCUGC